AUGCCAUGUUACCAGAGAUCAGGUCUUGCUCACGAUUUUAUUGAGUUAGAUCUUGAUUUCUUGAGCAUGAAGUCGGACAGAGAGGCUGUGCACUCCGCAGCCGAGAUGAGCCGCUAUGCAACUAAUCGACGCCCCGGCGGAUACCAAGAGCGUGUCCAUGCCACGCUGCAUACGCAAGCAGUUUCGGAGGACAACGAGGUAUCUUGUAAUGGAGAGGACGGCUGUGCAUUGAUCAGGAGUGUAGGGCAUUGGAUGGGACACCAUGUCGGUGAGGGCAGACUAGUCCCUACGCCUCCAGUCAUGAUAUGCGCAUCAAUCGCGGGGUGCCAGGUGGUGCAAAUGUGGAGAUGCGAAAGUCAGUCUUCGAUACGCGUCCGCGGCCGUUUAGUGUGGAGACAAACAUCCCAGGACGACCACGAGGCCAUUGCUGGUCCACAGUGA
Molecule: messenger RNA, 441 nt
Organism: Bipolaris maydis ATCC 48331
Lineage: Eukaryota; Fungi; Ascomycota; Dothideomycetes; Pleosporales; Pleosporaceae
Source: RefSeq, a predicted model, not a curated record